Molecule: messenger RNA, 2792 nt
Organism: Magallana angulata
Lineage: Eukaryota; Metazoa; Mollusca; Bivalvia; Ostreida; Ostreidae
Product: mucin-3A-like
Exons: 7
Coding region: 108-2684 (858 amino acids)
Cellular component (GO): membrane
Source: RefSeq, a predicted model, not a curated record
UGGUAAUCAAUCGAUUCACCCCACUCCGAGUUCGACUUGGGAGAUUUACAAUUGUAUAAGUACGAAAAGGUGCUUAAAAAGUGAACAUUAACACGAAAGCGGAAAAAAUGAUGUUCACAGUGCUACUGGUCUUGUUUCUUCAGAAUGUCACGCCUAUAUCAACUACACCUUCCAAAGAUUGUACACCAAAACCAACUGAUAUUGUGUUUGUUCUUGACGAAAGUGGGAGUGUUGGAGAAGAGAAUUUCAAGUUACAAAAUGAAUUUGUCGCCAAAUUUGUGGAAGGAUUUGACAUAGGCAAAACAAAAACCCAAGUUGCCGUGCUAACAUUUUCAUCUACAAUUGAAGUAGAAUUUUAUUUGAAUUCAUACUACGAUAAAACUCAGAUAUUGCAGGCUAUAAGGGAGAUAAACUACACACAUCCAGGAUUGACAAUGACCCAUAAAGCUUUGAUAACUGCCAGGACUGAAUUGUUAGAUCAAGCCCACGGAAGACGAAGUGACGCUUUACCCUUUGUUAUUGUUAUGACGGAUGGCAGAUCUAUGAUUCCACCAGUCACCAUUUCACAAGCCCACCAACUUCACGCACUUAAUGUUACAGUUUUUGCUAUUGGAAUUUCAAGCGAGGUUUACGAAGACGAGUUGCACGGAAUUGCUUCAAGUCCUAAGAAUGUCAUUGUUAUUAAUGACUUUAAAACUUUAAUGUCAAUACAGAAGAAAGCUUUGAGUGGUGCAUGUGACGCUUUAAUGAAAAAGGUCCAUGGAGAAAACUAUACUAGGACAACUCCUACAACAACCACAACUCCUACAACAACUACAACUGCAACCACAACAACUCCUACAACCACCACAACCCCUACCACCACCACAACCCCUACCACCACCACAACCCCUACCACCACCACCACCACCACUCCUACAACAACAACAACUCCUACAACAACAACUCCUACCACCACUACAACAACCACAACUCCUACCACAACCACAACUCCCACCACAACCACAACUCCUACAACAACCACAACACCAACUCCUACCACCACAACUCCUACCACCACCACCACCACUCCUACCACCACCACAACUCCUACCACCACAACUCCUACCACCACCACCACCACCACCACUCCUACCACCACAACAACUCCUACAACAACAACAACAACUCCUACCACCACUACAACUCCUACAACAACAACAACAACUCCAACCACCACUAGAACAACAAAAACAACAACAACAACAACUCCAACCACCACUACAACUCCUACAACAACCACAACUCCUACAACAACCACAACUCCCACCACCACAACAACUCCUACAAAAACCACAACAACUUCUACCACCACUACAACUCCUACAACAACCACAACUCCUAAAACCACAACCACUCCAACUACCACUACAAUUCUAACCACCACCACGACAACAACUACCACAACCCCUAUUACUACUAAACCGACUACAACCAUCCUUACUAAAAUUACACCAACCACAACUGUGAAGAAAUUUACCACCUCUACAUCAACACAUUCCAAGACAACAACAAUGGACAUUCUGAGUUCAGGAAGCAACAUCACUUGCGAUUUUGAGUUUUCUACAUGCAGUCUUUUACUUCAAUGGCCUAAAUCAAAUACAUCAUGGACAGUUAAAAAUGGAACAACUAAUUAUUUGGCAAGAGGUCCCGUAGUUGAUCAUACAAACCAAAGUUCAUUCGGGCAAUUUGUGUACAUAAAUGGAUCCUCAAUAAAAGACAACAACGGAGCAUACAUUGUCACUCCGCUGAUUAAGCAAUCACAGAGCGAAAUAUUUUGCCUCCAGUUUUAUUUUCAAAUGUUUGGGAAAGACACUAAAGAGCUAAAUGUAUACAUUACAAAUGGCUCAAUUUCUAUGCAAGAUGCAAGUCUUGUCUGGUCUGCAUCAAUGAACAACACAAAAGACUGGACUCUUGCGUUUAUGACCAUUAGAUUAGGAUUCACUUCUCGGAUACUUUUUGAAGCUAGGUAUACAAAAGACAAAAAUGGAUUUGCAAUUGACGACAUAAAUACAGUUUUUGGGAAGUGUAAUGAUUCCACCACACCACAUAUACCGUCAACACGUGAUAUAAGUACACCUGUUCAAUCAACAACAUCGUCCAAUCUUGCUUCAAGUAUAAUUAACAGCUUGCCGGUUAUGCACAUCUCUUCGAAUGUGUAUAGAACCACACUGAGACCAAGCAGUUCACGGACUUCAACCAAGACAAAUUCACCGUCCACGCCUACGUACAGACCCGCUCUUACGUCCACAGCUAAAUUAAAUCCAACAUCGACUCCGGCGUCUAUUCCGGGUUCAAACAUACAGCAGAAUAAUCAAAAUGGAAUCCGUAACACGGCCCCUUCUACAAAAACAUCCACCGGAAUAUAUAGUGUUAACACCGAGCUACAAAAACAUCGAUCGCCAUUUCUUAUUCCGGGAUGGUUUCAAAUAAUCGAAAUCGGACUGAUUGCUAUCACUGCUCUGGUUGGCGCUGGGCUUCUUGGGUGUUGUUGUUUUAAGUUCUGCGGAGGUAAAAAGGAAGAAGAUGAAGAUGAUGAAGAAGAUGAAGAUGAGAACAAUGAUUAUGAUGCUUAUACAUCAGCAUGGAAAGCCAAUCACAGAUCUCCAGUGGCAAAGCCUGGAGGGUGGAUCAACGGUUUUUAAUCUGACAAAAGUUGCCCAUACGAGUUCUGCUGUUAAAUCAAAUACUGGCAAACGCUUGUACAUGUUAACAGAUAGUAAUUAACACAGUAAUAAAUAGAUUGCAAUGAC